This is a messenger RNA of Symsagittifera roscoffensis, 1507 nucleotides long. Its product is annotated as histone acetyltransferase type B catalytic subunit-like. The record is from RefSeq and is a predicted model, not a curated record. The transcript is spliced from 10 exons. Gene Ontology annotation, biological process: subtelomeric heterochromatin formation. Gene Ontology annotation, cellular component: nucleus. Bases 17 to 1267 code for a protein of 416 amino acids. Lineage: Eukaryota; Metazoa; Xenacoelomorpha; Acoela; Convolutidae. Gene Ontology annotation, molecular function: histone H4 acetyltransferase activity.
AUCUUUUUAGAUAGAUAUGGUUCAAGCUUUUUCAGGACAAGUUGAGGCCUUCAAAAGUGAAGCACUUGAGUGCAUAACUUUUCAUUAUGUUCACUCAAUCGAAGACUUUGAAAAUGAUCGCGUAACGUUUAAACCACAGUUUGCUCAUCAGAUAUUUGGAGAGGAUGAGACAAUUUUUGGAUACAAGGACCUGGCAAUAGACAUGUACUACACAGCCGGAACUCUCAAAUGCUUCAUUCGCGUUAAUUAUUCAGGAAGAAUUGAGGAGUCAAUUGAAGCUAAGGUUGAUGAUGACCCUCAAGAGAGCUUGAAGAAGAAUUUUACAAAUGGAAUCAUAUCGUCGGAAUUCGACUUCUUGAAAGAACUAAAAAAAGACGAGGCUUUCAAACCACACGGAAUGCUGCUUACUCAAUAUUCUCGUUAUGAUGAUCACAAGGAAAAGUGUUUCUGCCUAUUUAAAUCAGAUAGCACUACUCCUGGGUUUUUGAGCUACCACAAAGAUAUGCAGACAUUUCUCACAUGGUUCAUCGAUGGCUCCAGUUUCAUUGAAGACGAUGACCCCGAGUGGAAGUUCUAUACAAUAUAUGACAAGUUCUCUCUCAACGGAAACACUAGAUACGCGUUUGUUGGCUAUUGUACCGUCUAUCUCUUCUAUUGCUACCCUGAUUUAAAGAGGGCUCGAGUCAGCCAGUUCCUAAUUUUGCCUCCGUAUUUGAGAAAGGGACAUGGGUCGCAGCUGUUGCGAAUGAUUUACGAUGAUUUGAAAACCAUGAACGAAGUACAAGACAUAACAGUUGAGGAUCCUUCCGAAGACUUUGUGUCCAUGCGGGACUCAGUGGAUUGUCAAUAUAUUGUCCAAAACUUCCCCGCGAUUAUGGAGUCCCCGGGAAAAAUGAAACCUCUGUCUAAACAGUUGAUACUGCAGUGCCAAACAGCAACCAAGAUAAAUAAGAAGCAGUUCAAGCAUGUUUAUAGCAUUUUGGAGUUUUACUUUUUGAACGGAAAGGAGAAGAAAGCGAUGCAAAAGUACAGGAAAAGUCUGAGAGAUCGUAUCAGGAAGUCGCUGGAGCAACCAAAAACAAAGCUGAGUGCUCUCCAGCUAAAAGAAGAAGCAGCUGCAGAUUAUGACGAAAACAUGGACACAGAUGCUGCUCAGAGGCCUUCGGUGUUGUCUGGCGAAUACCUGGAGACACAAGUUGAAGAGAUGUAUGAUCGGCAACUCACUCACAUCAUGCAAGUGUCUACCAAAUUGUCAUCUGUGCUGUAAUCUCAACUUGCAUCAAGUUUUUCAUUGAAGUGAGACCAACAUGAAAUGAAAUUGAAUUAAGUAAUUGUAAAAAAGCACAAAUGAACAUUUUUGAUUUGUAGUGAGUGAAAGCGUCCAAGUGCAGCUAGUUAUUUGAGUUUUAUCUCCAAAUAAUGAAGUGGUUCGUUAUCGAUGAGUGUUGUUGUUUUUGUUUUUAAUUUUGUGAUUAUUAUCAAUGAAGUGGAAUUGAUUUAUAAGACA